Dujonia railenensis is the source of this 1635-nucleotide messenger RNA. The record is from the annotation of a GenBank genome assembly. Lineage: Eukaryota; Fungi; Ascomycota; Pichiomycetes; Serinales; Debaryomycetaceae.
AUGAGAUUUGGAAUUCCUUUGGACCUAGACGACUCUUCAAACCGUGCUAAUGGUGGCGUCGUACUGAGAAAGCCAUACCCUUCGUCAACGCUUUUCAACUCACAAGAGACUGCUUCACGUGGUCCAGGGUCAGUAUCGAUCAACUUCAAGUCGAAAUCCCCAUCUCGUUCCACUUAUGAUGCGUCAGCCUCGAGAAGCUACGGCAAUGACGGCAACGGUUAUGCUAACAAUGUGGACGAUAAUAAAAAUACGCCUACCCUAGCCCCGAUGCAACAUACAUCAACUACAAUUACAAUCCCACAGUUUAGUGCCUUCUACGAUUCAAUUGACAAAUUAAUGCAGACCUAUACUGAAAGUAUAUCAAGCAAGCUUGGAGAACUCGGAUCGAAGAACCCAGAUGCAGUUUCAAGCGACUUGGACCACGUUACCUCUAAUUUUGACGCUAUUUUAAAGUUGCAGUCGGGCCAGGUUGAAGAAAUUAUCAAGCAGGAACAGUUGGAAAAGAAGAAAAAGCUCGAUGAAUUGAAGCGUAAAGAAGCUCUUAUUGCCCAACAGAAGGAGCAAGCAAGGCUCGAAGAAGAGGCAAGAAUAAAGAAGUUGGCUGAAGAAGAAGCAAGAAAAAAGCAAGCAGAAAAGAAAGCAGAGAAGGCAGCAGAGGCGCAGAGGAGGGAACGCGAAGCACAAGAGGCACAGAAGAAAGCUCAGCUAGAACUUGAUGCAAAAAGGAAACUAAAUGGUACCACAAACUUUGCUUCUAUAACAAAGGAAAGACUUGCAUACAGCGAGGACAUAAAAACCAUAAAACUUACCGUGGUUGACCAAUUACUGAAGGAAAGUGCCGAUCUUCGUAAAGCGGUUUCAUCACUCAAGCGUAAGAUCAAUGUUAAAUUCGGACAGCUUUCAAACUCUAAUCAGCAGCUUAUGAAAAUAACCCAAGAGGUAAUCCAGCAGAUCGACGACGCUAAGACCAACCUGCACAGCGAACUAGUGUACAAGUGGAUACUUAACUUUGUGGCCAAGGCAAUUGUUUCGCAAGCUGAAACCGAAGUCAUUGUCAAAUCCACGGCAGCAUUACCAUUGGCCAAACUAUCACUUUCCUUGCUUCAAAAGUAUCCCGAGUUUGCUUAUUUUUUCAAAGCAAGGCUCAUAAAGAAAUGCCCCUUCAUAAUAGGUUACACUUCUAAAAUCGACACCGAAGAAGGAAGAAUACUCAUGGGCUGGAGAAGAAGGGACUCCAAGUGGGAGGACGAAGUAAAGUAUGAUGAAAGAGUUGCUGGCAUCUGUACAUUAUGGGCAGUGAUUACCAGAAUAGACGUGGAUAAGACUGGCAUCGACGAAAUGUUCACAAUAGCUGCUUCAUGGAAGUUUUUAGCCAGAGCCUGUAACACAUCACCGGCAUUAGAGCUACUUACCAAUGCCCAUUUCGGCUGCUUAGGAAAUUGGUGGGAAGCUUGUGCCCUGAAUUUACUUAAUGCAUAUCAUGGGCAAGGAAGAAAAAUGCUUCAGGUUGUUUCAAUGGACCUCACACUGGCGGUCUCCUCAUUGAAAUACCCUGCAGCAGCCAGAUUAAUGAUUAUGGGAGAAGAUUACUUCACCAAUAACAAAAUAGAGACGAUCAAAGAAAUGGAAUACUAA